CUGAACUUCUGAAGAGCCGCUAACACUCGCUGCCUAUCGUCUCAGCCCGUUGCCAUGGCACCCAAGAAGAAGGAAGAGCCUAAGCCCGCUCCCCCGCCCAAACCCCCAGAGCCUGAGCCCCCCAAGGAGCCAGAAUUUGACCCCAAGGCUAUACAGAUUGAAUUCACAGCAGAACAAAUUGAAGAUUUUAAGGAUGCCUUCCAGCUGUUUGACAGAACCCCUACAAAUGAGAUGAAGAUAACGUAUGCCCAGUGUGGAGAUCUGAUCAGGGCCCUCGGUCAGAACCCAACCAAUGCUGAGGUCAUGCAUGUCCUGGGCAAGCCAAAGGCUGAAGAUAUGCAGAGCAAAAUGCUGGACUUUGAAACGUUUCUGCCCAUGCACCAACAUAUCUGCAAAGCCAAGGACCGAGGCAGUUUUGAAGACUUUGUUGAGGGCCUGAGAGUGUUCGACAAGGAAGGCAAUGGCACAGUCAUGGGGGCGGAGCUUCGCCACGUCCUGGCGACACUGGGUGAGAAGAUGAAGGAAGAUGAGGUUGAGCAACUCAUGGCUGGACAGGAGGAUGCUAACGGCUGCAUAAACUACGAAGCCUUUGUAAAACACAUCAUGGCAGGGUAAACAGGUAAGGGAUUCGAUGACUGUUGACUGGAACAACAUCCACCCAUACACUAAGGGGGCCCGCCUCUGUGGCUACCCAGGAAAUGCUGCAGGCUCUGGCCUCAUUUUUAUAUUCCUGUUCCUUUGGUUAUCCAAGAGCAGCUGUACUGCAUCAACCACGUUUUUUACAUCAUGGGAUCAAACAUUUCAAUAAAAA
Messenger RNA from Conger conger (European conger), 811 nucleotides. It is a transcript of the gene myl13, whose product is annotated as myosin, light chain 13. Bases 55 to 615 code for a protein of 186 amino acids. The record is from RefSeq and is a predicted model, not a curated record. Gene Ontology annotation, cellular component: myosin II complex. NCBI's taxonomy places the organism in Eukaryota, Metazoa, Chordata, Actinopteri, Anguilliformes, Congridae. Gene Ontology annotation, molecular function: calcium ion binding. The transcript has 7 exons.